CCACAACCAGCCCGGCUCGAGUCUGAUACGAGCAUUUAUUAGCCGUCAGUCGUCGCGUUUGCUAUCACACCUUUUCUCCUCUCUCCGACCACUCCGUGAUUAAUUGGGCCGCGAAGCUCGUGAACCGAGAUAUAUCGUCUUCAGACAUUCGACUCGAUCCUUCAUUCAUUGCACCCACCAAAAACCACAACCCACACUAUCAAGCUGAUGGAGUUUGCUCUUAUCAACACACCAGUUGCUACAGUGUGUAACUAACACACGCCAGCGAACGCGUCAGUACGCGCUGAACCCUGGCAAGAUGUGGAUCGACGGACGAGUGACGACGCUCGGCUUGGCGCUCUGUGUGGUGCACAGUGUUGUGGUCGCUUCCGAGCAAGGUGUAGUGAUUAGCAAACCGUGGCAGAAUGGAAAAGCGGACGAUUUGCUGUAUCCACUAACGAUUAUCCAUCUGAACGAUUUUCACGCCCGCUUUGAGGAGACGAACACCGUCUCAACGCGCUGCAAGCCGGACGAGGGUGAACAAUGCAUCGGAGGCUACGCACGGGUAGUGGCUCGUGUGAAAGCCCUGCAGCAGGAGUACGCCGAUCGGAACCCUAUCUAUCUGAAUGCGGGCGAUAGCUUCCAGGGUACGAUCUGGUACACGCUCCUUCGGUGGAAUGUGACGGCACACUUUCUGAACCUGCUGCCGGCCGAUGCGAUGACACUCGGGAACCAUGAGUUUGACCAUGGUGUGGAGGGACUGGUGCCGUUUCUGGAAGCAAUCCAAAGUCCUAUGCUGGUCGCCAACAUUGACGAUCGCGAUGAGCCGUCGCUACGGGGGUUGUAUCAGAGGAGUGUGGUGCUUGAACGGGGUGGCCGUAAGAUUGGAGUUAUCGGCGUGAUACACCACGCCACGGACACGCUCAGCAUGACGGAUCGGGUCCACUUUCUGGACGAGGUGGAGUGCAUCAACCGGGAGGCGGAAUCACUGAAGCAGCUCGGUGUGGACAUUAUCGUGGUGCUGUCGCACUGUGGUUUUGCGAUCGAUCAGCACAUUGCGCAGGAGUGUCCCGAGGUGGACAUUGUCGUUGGAGGUCAUUCCCACACGCUACUACACACCGGCAAUGUGACCGAUUGGCCGGACGUGCCGGCUGGCGAGUAUCCGUUCGUAGUGGAGCAAGCUUCAGGUCGCCGGGUACUGAUCGUACAGGCAGGAUCGUUCACCAAGUACGUCGGCCAUCUGCUGGUGUACUUCGAUGAGAGCGGAGAAGCAGUACGCUGGGAAGGUAACACCGACUAUCUAAGUGGCCAGUUCCCGAAGGAUGAGGAAAUUGAACGAGCGCUUGUCCCUUGGCGCUUGCAGGUUGAUACGCUCGCUGUCCGUCCGGUUGGGAUUUCGAAAGUGUUCCUGUCCAAACCGGCCUGCCGGACAGGUGAGUGUAACUUUGGCAGCUUCGUCGCGGAUGCGUUCGUGGACUAUUACGUCGGGCGGGGAGAGACCGAGAACGAGUGGACAUACGCCGCCAUCGGGAUCACGAACGAUGGUGGACUGCGGACAUCGCUUAAUCCCGGCACGCUAACGUACGAAGAUCUGGUGACGGCUAUCCCGUACGAAAACACGGUCGACACGUUCGAGCUGCGCGGUCAGUAUCUGCUCGAUGCGCUGGAGUAUAGCGCAAGCCGGUACAACACGGCGGACGUGCUACAAUUCUCGGGACUGCGUGUUAUCUUCAACCUAACGCGACCGGCGUUCCAGCGCGUACAGCGGGUGGAUGUCCGUUGUCGGGUCUGUCGAAUUCCGCGCUACGAACCACUCGAUCCUGACGCUACCUAUCGGAUCGCAAUCGCUGCCUGGAUCGGAAGCGGUGGCAAUGGUUACGCGAUGUUCGGUCAGCAUCGGUCGAACGUGCGCGUCGGACCGCUGGAUAUUGACGUGUUCGAGCGUUACGUAGCGAAGAUGUCACCGAUUCUGCAGGGCACCGAUGGACGCAUGGUUUUCGUAACGUGAGAAGCUCUGCAGAGUUAAUUUUAAAUUGAAAAUAAAGUAAGGGACUUUCCAAAGACAGAA
Messenger RNA from Anopheles stephensi (Asian malaria mosquito), 2047 nucleotides. RefSeq names its product apyrase-like. The transcript has a single exon. The record is from RefSeq and is a predicted model, not a curated record. Gene Ontology annotation, molecular function: 5'-nucleotidase activity. Lineage: Eukaryota; Metazoa; Arthropoda; Insecta; Diptera; Culicidae. Gene Ontology annotation, cellular component: plasma membrane. Gene Ontology annotation, biological process: AMP catabolic process. Bases 299 to 1987 code for a protein of 562 amino acids.